Phycodurus eques (leafy seadragon) is the source of this 8611-nucleotide messenger RNA. RefSeq names its product chromodomain helicase DNA binding protein 8 (gene chd8). Gene Ontology annotation, molecular function: protein binding; ATP binding; ATP-dependent chromatin remodeler activity. The transcript is spliced from 39 exons. Lineage: Eukaryota; Metazoa; Chordata; Actinopteri; Syngnathiformes; Syngnathidae. The record is from RefSeq and is a predicted model, not a curated record. The coding region runs from base 170 to 7888 and encodes 2572 amino acids. Gene Ontology annotation, biological process: chromatin remodeling.
CCCCUAGCCGUUUCCUGUAAUCGGACUGUGUUGUGAGACGGAGAAAGCCAUGUGUGUCGAUGCAAAGCUAUUUUCUUUGACAUUUUGAAAAACUGGAAGAUUACAAUUUAGCUUUCAUCUCGGAGCGUCUCUAACAUUGUGCCCAUCUCCCCCGUGUGGAGGGGGCAAGAUGGCAGACCCUAUAAUGGACCUCUUUGAGGACACACCCCUGUUUAACCUGGAUGCCCUCCCGGAUGACUCCUUUUCUCAGGGUUCAUCAGACCCAGUGGAAGAGGCUCUUAAGCUGGCGUUGGGUCAGGUGGACGCGCCAGUGGAGCCAGAGCCCGCACCAGAGCUUCCAGUGGACGCUGGCAUUUGUGUUCCUGCAGCAGCCGCCACCAUACCUGAACAGGUCUCCAUUCCAACUCCUACACAGCAGACAGCGGCGGCCGCUCAGACUGUUUCUUUAGCUGCCGUUCCCACGCUAGCCCAGGCUCCUGCUGCUGUUGGUACUGUACCUCAAGUUCAAGCCCAUGCCACAGUACCCAUUGCAAGCAAUACCAAUGUGGUCACCAGUAGCACUGUCCUGCUUAACUCACCGCUAACUGUUUCUAGCCUUCCAGCCACCACCACCACUGCCGCCCAGCAGCUCGCACAGAUCGCUCAGCAGCUUACUCCCCAGCAACUAUCUGCCAUCACGCAGCAGGCGGGAGGGAAAAUUGUCAUUCUUAAAGGUCCCCAGGGACAAGCCCAGGUCCUGCAGACUGUAUCAGGCGCCGCAGGCCAGGCGGGUGGCAAGGUCAUCCGUUUGGUGUCCGGCUCACCGCUUAAACCAGGCAUGCCCAUAUUACAAGGAGGAGCGAUCUUGAACCAAGCGACCACAGCACAAACUCAAGUAAAGGUCAGCGCUGCGGGAGUGCAGAGGCUGCUGCAGUCGCCAAACGGGCCAGUGAAACAGCUGCUGCUCACCUCCAUGCCCCAGCAAGGCCAGCAGGUUCAAGUGCAGAUACCAGCUCAAACACAGAUGGCCCAAGUCCAAGCUCAAGUGCAAGUUCAGCCUCAGCCCCAGAGCCAGCCUGCUCAGAUCCAAAUCCAAGCUCAAAACCAGGUGCAACUCCAACCAGCCAUGCAGGCCCAAACCCCAGGUAGUGAAGCAAAACGAAUCACUCUGGUUCUCCAGCAGCCCUCGCAGGCUGCUACUGCUACGUCAAUGGGUCAAACUGUCGUAGCCCAACCACAGGUCACGCAGGUUCAAACAGGCCAAGGAGGUCAACAGCAGGUCCAAGCUCCGACAAGACUGGUCCUGGGACAGCUCCCUGGGGGUAAGCUGGUCCUCCAGGGAAGCCAGCUCGCAGCCUUGACCCAGGGCCGGGCUACGGGGCAGGCAGGUGGGCAGCCCAAAGUUCUUACCAUCCAGCUGCAGGUGCAACAGCAGCCAAACCAGCAAGGAGGAGUUAAGUACCAGUUGGUGUCGGGAGCUGGCAGUACUGGCAGCCCGCAGGUACUGCAGAUUUCCCAAAGCCAAGGGGGACAGAGAGUUGCAGUGCCUCUCAAAAUGCUUCUGCAGCCACAGACGAGCUCAGCAUCUACAGCCGGCGGGGCUGUCUCAGUGUUGAAGGUUGUCAACGCUUCAACAGCAGGCCCUUCCAGUACAACCACCACGGCGUCACAGGCUAUCCGCAUCACCAAGGUCCCUGGCGAUUGUUCCUCCGUGCGACGGGUGGAGAUCCUGUGCAAGCAAGAGAAGGCGAAUCGAAUUGUGGCUGAAGCUAUAGCCAGGGCGAAAGCACGCGGGGAGAAGAACUUACCCCGUGUCCUCAACCAGGACGAGCUUCCGUCCACACAGACCUCGCCAGAAAUUGGAGGCACUGUGACCGUAGUCUCAUCGGCAAAGAAAAAGACCAGCGGGGGAGGGAGCAAGAAGAAAAGUCCUUUAGUUGCAGGAACGCCAUCUAAAAGUGCAGGUGGAGUUGACAAAAAAGGCAAAGCCAAACUAGCAGGAGGGACAGUUGGUGAUGCUGGAGGCACCACCAUACCUGCUGCUGGCAUUAAGAGCAAAAGUAAAACCAAGACAAAUACUAUUACUCUUGUGGGGGCGAAGAAAAGAAAAAGGAAUCCGUCCUCUGAUCAUUCAGAUGGGGAGUUGAGUCCUGCCUCACCUGCUGCGCUGGAAGAAGACUUGAUCAUGAAGAGGCGCUCUAAUCGCGUGGUGAACAGGAAGAAGUACACAGAAGACCUGGACAUUAAGAUAACAGACGACGAGGACGAGCAGGAGGAUGUUGAUGUUACGACGACCACGGCGGCUGUGGCCUCCAUCAGCGCAGCACCUGCAGCGGCACACAUCCACCAGGAAAUUGAGUUACAUGGUGACGGACUGCCUGGCAUGCAGUUCUUUGUGGAAAACCCAAGUGAGGAAGAUGCUGCCAUUGUAGAUAAAGUCCUUUCCAUGCGUGUAACAAAGAAAGAAGUAUCCCCAGGCCAGUACUCCAAUGUGGAGGAAUUCUUUGUAAAAUACAAGAACUAUUCAUACUUACACUGUGAAUGGGCCAGCAUGGGGCAGCUAGAGAAAGACAAGAGGAUUCAUCAAAAGAUCAAAAGAUUCAAGACCAAACAUGCGCAGAUGAGGCAUUUUUUCCAUGAGGAGGAGCUCUUUAAUCCAGACUACGUGGAAGUGGACAGGAUUCUGGAUGUGUCGCACAGUAUAGACAAAGACAAUGGCGAGGCUGUGAUAUAUUACUUGAUUAAGUGGUGCUCUCUGCCUUAUGAAGAUGCAACCUGGGAGUUGAAUGAGGACGUAGACGAGGGCAAGGUCGAAGAGUUCAACAAAAUCCAAAACCGGCAACCUCGCCUCAAGAGAACUAUGCGGCCACAGGCUGGCUCAUGGAAGAAGUUGGAGGAGACGAGAGAGUACAAGAACGGCAACGCUCUUAGAGAGUAUCAACUAGAGGGUGUCAACUGGCUGCUCUUUAACUGGUACAACAGGCAAAACUGUAUCCUGGCAGAUGAAAUGGGUCUCGGGAAGACAAUCCAGUCAAUCACUCUGCUGUCUGAGAUUUAUGCUACUGGGAUACAGGGCCCUUUCCUGGUGAUUGCUCCCCUCUCCACCAUCACCAACUGGGAGAGGGAGUUCUCCACAUGGACCAAUAUGAAUGCCAUCGUCUACCACGGCAGCCUGGCAAGCAGGCAGAUGAUCCAACAGUAUGAGAUGUACUGCAAAGAUGACAAGGAACAUUUAAUUCCAGGUGCGUACAAAUUUGAUGCCCUGAUCACAACUUUUGAGAUGGUGUUGUCUGACUGCCCUGAGCUGAGAGAGAUAUCCUGGCGUUGUGUGAUUAUUGAUGAGGCGCAUCGCCUAAAGAAUCGUAACUGCAAGCUGUUGGACAGUUUGAAAAUGUUGGACCUGGAACACAAGGUGUUGUUGACUGGCACGCCUCUGCAGAAUACUGUGGAGGAACUCUUCAGUUUGCUUCAUUUCCUGGAGCCUGCCCAGUUCCCCUCUGAAAUUGAAUUCCUGAGGGAAUUUGGAGACCUCAAAACUGAGGAACAGGUUCAGAAGCUGCAAGCUAUAUUGAAGCCGAUGAUGUUGCGAAGGCUCAAAGAAGAUGUUGAGAAGAAUUUGGCACCCAAACAGGAGACAAUCAUUGAGGUUGAGUUGACGGAUGUUCAGAAGAAGUACUACCGGGCUAUCCUGGAGAGGAACUUCAGUUUUCUCAGUUUAGGAGCAAACAGUAACAGCAAUGUCCCCAACCUGCUCAACACGAUGAUGGAGCUGCGCAAGUGCUGCAACCACCCUUACCUCAUCAAUGGUGCGGAGGAGAAGAUUGUCGCAGAGUUACGGCAGGUGUAUGACCCUCUGGCCCCAGACUUCCAUUUGCAGGCGCUAAUUCGGUCAGCUGGAAAGCUCGUCUUGCUAGACAAGCUGCUGCCACGUCUCAAGGCUGGUGGUCACAAAGUCCUCAUAUUCUCCCAAAUGGUGCGCUGCUUAGACAUUCUGGAGGACUACCUCAUCAACAAGAGAUACCUUUAUGAGCGGAUUGAUGGCCGAGUGCGUGGCAAUUUACGACAGGCUGCCAUCGAUCGCUUUAGCAAGCCUGACUCGGACCGCUUCGUCUUUCUGCUGUGCACUCGAGCUGGCGGCUUGGGUAUUAACCUCACUGCUGCAGACACCUGCGUCAUAUUCGACUCAGACUGGAACCCUCAGAAUGACCUGCAGGCACAAGCUCGAUGUCAUCGUAUUGGGCAGUCAAAGGCAGUCAAGGUCUACCGUCUGAUCACAAGGAAUUCGUAUGAGAGGGAGAUGCUGGAUAAAGCAAGUUUGAAGCUGGGUCUCGACCGUGCCGUCCUGCAAAGCAUGAGUGGCAGCAAAGAGAGUAAUGUUAACGGGCAGAUCCAGCAGUUUUCUAAGAAGGAGAUUGAGGACUUGCUGAGGAAAGGAGCUUACGCCGCCAUCAUGGACGAGAACGACGAGGGUAGUCGCUUCUGUGAGGAAGACAUUGACCAGAUCCUCCAGCGAAGAGCCACCACCAUCACCAUAGAAAGCGAGGGCAAGGGCUCCACCUUCUCAAAGGCCAGCUUUGUGGCCUCUGAGAACCGUAAUGACAUCGCCCUCGAUGACCCGGAAUUCUGGGAAAAGUGGGCCAAGAAAGCUGACAUAGACAUGGACACGAUCAACAGAAAGAACACACUCGUUAUUGACACUCCCAGAGUGCGCAAGCAGACCCGCCAGUAUUCCACUUUGCGAGGAGAAGGUGCAGAACUAUCUGAUGUGGACAGUGACGAAGAGUACCCACCUGCGAAUUCCAGGCACUCUCGUUCUUCCCGACGUGCCGACCGUCACAGUGGAGUGGGUUACGGUCGCACUGACUGUUUCCGUGUGGAAAAACAUCUGCUUGUCUAUGGUUGGGGCCGCUGGAGGGACAUCCUCUCUCAUGCCAGAUGUAAGCGGCGCCUGAGUGAGCGCGAUGUGGAGACAAUCUGCCGUGUCAUCCUGGUAUUUUGUCUCCUCCACUAUCGCGGUGAUGAGAACAUUAAGAGUUUUAUCUGGGAACUCAUCACGCCACCGGAGAAUGGACGUGAACCCCAAACACUGCUCAACCACUCUGGCCUUUCCAUCCCUGUCCCCAGAGGCAGAAAAGGUAAGAGGGUAAAAACUCAGAGCACAUUUGAUGUGCAGAAGGUGGAGUGGAUCCGCAAGUACAAUCCAGACACACUGCUGCUUGAUGACAGUUACCGCAAACACCUUAAACAUCAGUGCAACAAGGUGUUGCUGAGGGUGCGUAUGCUCUACUAUCUGAAGCAGGAAGUGAUUGGCGAACAUGCUGAGUCUGUCCUGAAAGGGGCUGACAUCAGAGAUGUUGAUAUCUGGAUGCCAGAGAUGGAGCAGCAAGAGGUGCCUGCAGGAUGGUGGGAUGGUGAGGCAGACCGCUCUCUGCUGGCUGGUGUGUUUAAACAUGGUUAUGAGAUGUACACAACCAUGCGUGCCGAUCCUCGUCUCUGUUUCCUGGAGCGGGUGGGCCGCCCAGAUGACAAGGCUAUCGAUGCCGAGCAACACACUGCUGAUGGCGAGCUGGGAGAUGAAGGUGAUUAUGAUAAAUACUCAGAGGACCCAGAGUUCAAGCCCGCAUCAAGACUCCCCAAAGAUUCUUACGAUGAGCCUGACGGUAUGAAGCUGGAGGAUAUGUCUGUCGAAGACAAGGUCGUUCCGGGGAUAACAGAUAGCGUUUCUAACCAGAACCAGAGCGGAUGCGAUUGGCCCUCCAGUUCAUCACUUACAGCGCGCUUGCGGCGGUUGGUCACGGCUUACCAGCGCAGCUACAGGCAGGAACAGCUGAAAAUUGAAGCAGAGGCAAAGGGCGACCGUAGACGCAGAAGGUGUGAGCAAGCUAGCAAGCUGAAGGAGAUAGCACGGCAAGAGCGACAACAAAGGUGGACACGACGGGAGGAAUGUGACUUCUACCGUGUUGUCUCAACUUUUGGUGUGGAAAGAAUGAAAAAGGAGGCGGGCCUUGUUGAGGGCGAAGAACCAGAUUAUGAGUGGAGGCGAUUCCGCACAUUUGCACGCCUGGAUAAAAAAACUGAUGAAAGCCUUAGUCGAUACUUCCGCUCUUUUGUAGCCAUGUGCCGGAGAGUAUGCCACCUGCGUCCGGGCCGGGAUGAGGAUCUGCCACCACUUCCCCAGACUGUGGCCCCCAUCACAGAGGAGCGAGCUUCCCGCACUCUUUAUCGCAUUAGCCUCCUCCGUCGUCUCCGUGAGCGAGUUCUUCCGCAUCCUUCCCUAGAAGAGCGUCUGCUGCUGGCCCCGCGCACCUCUGAGCUGCCCACCUGGUGGAGCAUCCCAGACCACGACCGCCAGUUGAUGCUCGGCGCCGCCGUGCACGGUGUCAGCCGCACUGAGCUCUCCGUCUUCUCAGACCCGCAGUUUACCUUCACUGCGGCUCGAGAUGAAUUCAUUCAGAACCAGCAAGCCCUGCCUACACCCCAGUCACAACCCAUCAUGCACCUCAACCAGCCAAAGUCCAUCGCAGAGGUCUCUGGUGUGAAGGAGGAUGGACAAGAAGUGGACAUUAGUUUGCUGGGUGGUGAAAUUAGUGCCCACCUGCAAAGUACACCUUUGAGUCAACAUGAUGGCAAGGCACAAGGGCAGAGCUGGAGCUUCAAGAUGAACAAAAACAAGGGAGGACACAAAGGCGGUCAAGAGGGUGGUUCUGAUUCAGAUUCAGAUUCAGGUUCGUCGUCAUCCGAUCAAUCAGGUAGCAGCGAUGAGAGCGGUGAUAGUGAAGAAGAAGUGGAUGGAGCAGGUGUGAAGGCGUGUGAUGUCGAUGAAGAGAAUGGUUUACUCUCGAUAGGCUUGUCUCAGGAUGGCAUUCCUCCCACGAAUCCUGUCAGAGUAGAAUGGCCAAAGGACCGCGUGUUGAUCAACCGCUUGGACAGUUUGUGUACACUGGUGCUUACUGGUCAUUGGCCAUCGGGGCGGCGCUACGUAUCUGAGGCUCAUGUCAACCAAAGCGCAGAGCUGCAGAGAGACGAGAUGACCUAUGUUCGGGCGGGCCGCAAACCCCUCACUAUACCCGGAGGAGAAGGAGAGGAUGGAGAAUUCACUGUCAAACUCCUCAAGGAGGAGGGGCUGAAGCUGACCUUCUCCAAGCAGGCACUGAUGCCCAACGGGUCAGGUGGCGAGAGCAGCCGUAAGCGGCGGAAAGAACUCGAGUUAUCAGACCCAGAUGGCAUCCUUGAUCCACUGGAGCGUAUUCCUCGCCGCCGGGACCCUCCCACCUGGCUGAAAGAGAAUCCAGAUUAUGAAGUGGAGGGAGACAUGCUAGCGCUUCUUGUGAACAGGAGUAAGAGGAAGAGGAGAAGGAGGGCAGAUAAAGCCCUGACAGGCAAUGAGAAGGUCAAGCUUAUUAACAUGAGGACAGGAAAGAAGAUUGGAGCUGCAUUCUGUCCGAUGCUGCAAGACCUAAGAGAAUAUCUGGAGGAAAAUGCAGAUUUCGUUGUGGCGCCUGAUUGGUCGGAAACAGUUCGGAACUCUGGCUUUUUGCCUGAGACACUCUUCCAUCGACUGCUGACUGAAUACUCGGAGAUCCCCAAGAAAAGUCGACACCGCCACCACCACCAUCACCACCACCACCACCAUCACCAACACCACCACAUGCCAGAGCCAAUGCCAGAAAAUCCCUACUUGGAAGGCGUGGAAGAAGAGACUCUGGUCUCGGACGGAGCUUACAUGAUGGACGAGGAGGACCUGGAGACCUCCCAACACUUCCUCACCAGUCCGGACUUUGAUGUUAAAAUUGAGGCGGGCGACAGCCUUUCCCAAGGAGACUAUGACAGCUCAGAUCAAGAGGCCCUAUUAGAUGACGUCAUCCUCACACAGAAGGACUCUGAUUCGUCAUCUAGCUCAGAGGACUAACUCACUCCCCGCAAUUUAUUUGACUCAGUCCCUGUCUGAAAGUGCAUCAUUAUCCCUCAUUUAUUUUUACCUUAUGUAUGAAGUUAUUGUUGGAAAUUUGUUGCUUAUUUUAUGAAUUACAAAUUUCUAUCCCCCGCCCCUCCCCUCUCCCAUGAAAGACGAGCAGGUUUGCAACCCAUGCUUUCAUUUUCAUCAGGGACAAAUUUCAAUCUGUCUCUCCUCAGUCUUCUACUGUAGCCACUGCAAAUGGCAAACAAUCAUUCUUACUUUGCGGCCCGCCGUUCUCCUCCGCUCACUCCCAAAUCAAGAAGUUCCCAUCACAUUCCCAGCUGUGACCAAAAGGGGGCCUCCUGCUGUAGAUACCCUUUUCUUAUCGAGGACCCUCCAUUGGGGUUUUCAACAACAACAACAACAACAACAAUGCGUAUACUGAGUAAAGUGGUGUCCCACUUUCCCAGCCUUGUGGCGUCACGGAACCUUAGUCCAUCGAGCUCUGUAAAUGACGUACAAGGGAUUCCAAUGUGUGGGUGUACUGUUUAUGUUUUAACUGUGUGAAGGAGAAGGGACUGUGGCGCAUCAGUUACUGAGGCAGUGAAUAAAGGAGGCUCGUAUUGUAUCAUGUAGAUCAGGUAAGUUGUGUCCUAUGGUGCAAAGGUGACAAUGAGUUGCUAUUCUUGUUUUAUGAUCUCUCUGUGACAUGAAUAACAGCAAACUACAGUGAAA